UGGGCUUUAGCCCUGGGCGCAGAGGUUUCUGGGAGCCAAGAGUUAUAAUGGCGUCUGUAUGAUCUCCUGAGGCAACUGCAUCAGAGCGCGGCCAAAGUGAGCAGCAGCAGGAAAGCAGACUCAUAAAAGAUGACAACAGCAGCUAGGCCAACUUUUGAACCUGCAAGAGGGGGGAGAGGAAAAGGAGAAGGUGAUUUGAGCCAACUCUCAAAGCAAUAUUCAAGCAGAGACCUACCCUCUCAUACAAAGAUAAAAUAUAGACAGACCACUCAGGAUGCCCCUGAAGAAGUUCGGAACCGUGACUUCAGGAGAGAGUUGGAAGAGAGAGAGAGAGCUGCUGCAAGAGAAAAAAACAGAGACCGGCCAACCCGAGAACAUACAACCUCCUCUUCAGUGUCAAAGAAGCCUCGGUUGGACCAGAUUCCCGCUGCCAACCUCGAUGCAGACGACCCUCUAACAGAUGAGGAAGAUGAAGAUGAAGAUUUUGAAGAGGAGAGUGAUGAUGAUGAUACUGCAGCUCUUCUUGCAGAGCUGGAAAAAAUUAAAAAAGAAAGAGCUGAAGAGCAGGCCAGGAAGGAACAAGAACAAAAGGCUGAAGAAGAAAGGAUUCGUAUGGAAAACAUUCUGAGUGGAAACCCUCUCCUUAAUCUCACUGGCCCAUCCCAGCCUCAGGCCAACUUCAAAGUUAAAAGAAGGUGGGAUGAUGAUGUUGUUUUCAAGAACUGUGCAAAAGGUGUAGAUGAUCAGAAGAAAGACAAAAGAUUUGUAAAUGAUACGCUGCGAUCUGAAUUUCACAAAAAGUUCAUGGAGAAAUAUAUUAAAUAGUACAGUUUUAUGUGCUUACUUAAAGGCUAUAAAAUGUAAACGAUAUGACUUUAUUUUGGUUUUUUUGUUUUUCUCUUCCCCCCUCCCCCAGUCUAAAUUGUGUAUAGGCUUCCCUAAUUUUAAGUUCCAAAAUAUCUUUUCCUUUAUUGAUUCCUAACUUGAUAAGGACUGGGAAUUGGUUUAACCAAUUGCCAUCUCAAUAUUUCCAGUCAUAUGUUUUUCUUUUGAAUAUGGGAAAAGGAAUCUGCUUGUAAUAAAUAUUUUUAAUAAUCUGUGUCAAAUCUGUGUCCCCACCUUUUUUGUU
This is a messenger RNA of Eubalaena glacialis (North Atlantic right whale), 1129 nucleotides long. It is a transcript of the gene CWC15, whose product is annotated as CWC15 spliceosome associated protein homolog. The coding region runs from base 130 to 825 and encodes 231 amino acids. Gene Ontology annotation, molecular function: RNA binding. Gene Ontology annotation, cellular component: catalytic step 2 spliceosome. The record is from RefSeq and is a predicted model, not a curated record. Lineage: Eukaryota; Metazoa; Chordata; Mammalia; Artiodactyla; Balaenidae. The transcript is spliced from 7 exons. Gene Ontology annotation, biological process: mRNA cis splicing, via spliceosome.